UGGGUGUGUGCGCGUGUGUGCCGGGUGUGCGCGCGCGCGUGUUUCAUUCUGGCGCAGGCACAGCCCUCCCCAGCCUCAAGGUCGGCAAUACCCAGAGCUUUGGGGCCCCCGCCAACCUGGCUGGUUCCUGCAGCCAGGAACUCGGGAAGGAGGGAGUCCCCAGUCCCGGCAGGGAUUCCUGGGACGCCGUUCCGUUUUUAGCUCGGGCGGUCUGAAGCGGGAACCGGCAGGUAGGAGCGGGGUUCCUCGAAGGCGGACUCCGACCAGCCGCCAGUGGGCAGCGGGGGCCUGCGCGACCCCACUCGGCCCCGCCCGGCGCCCGCACCCCGGGGCUCCCCGGCGGGGGAGGAGGGGGGUGGCGCGCUUUAGGUCGCCACCCGUCACGGAAUUUGACACCCGAGAGACAGCUGGUCCUGGCAAGGACUCCUGAUCCUUUUCAAAUGGAAACAGUUUCUAUCAGUGAAUCUGCCAGAAUUCUUGGUGGAAUCGCACUUGGGCUUUGCCCCUUGGCGCAGUUAACCAAGGCCGCAUUUAUCACUUUGGGGCGAGGAGUGCUUCAAAUGGAGCGGGGUUCCAGGUUGCAGAGCAAGAUUCUUGCUGAGAGAACUACAAAAGUAUGGACUCCAGGCAGAGAAAAAGUGAAUCCCAGGAAUGGAGUAGGAUAUAAGCAAUAACAUUCUUUACCGCCUCAGUUCCUGAAGUAACUACUCACACAUGUGCUGUUGGCCACAGGGAUGGGGACGCCACCUGAAAUCCAUGGAGAGUGAGGACGAGGAGGAGGAACCGCGGAGCCCCAGAUCCCCGGACCAGCCGCUUCCGCGCCGCCGAGGCAGCCCGCGGAGCCACCCAUCGGGCGGCGGGAGGGCCUGAGCGCCGCAGCCCAGGACCGGCGGCCGGGGGCGCCAGCCCUCCAUGUUCCGCAGAGGGCGCAAAUGUGAUGUCAUGCCCAUUGUUUUGGCGCGCCCAGCCAAUCGGACUCGCCGCCUCGAUUCUACCGGAGCCGGCAUGGGCCCUUCCUCGCACCAGCAGCCGGAGUCCCCGCUCCCGACCAUAACGCAUUGCGCAGGGUGCACCACCGCCUGGUCUCCCUGCAGCUUUAACGGCUCUGACAUGGAAACCCCAUUGCAGUUCCAGCGCGGCUUCUUCCCAGAGCAGCCGCCGCCGCCGCGCUCUUCACACCUGCAUUGCCAGCAGCAGCAACAGAGCCAGGACAAGCCGUGCCCGCCCUUCGCGCCCCUCCCGCACCCGCAUCCGCACCACCACCCGCACCUCGCGCACCAGCCGCCCGGCAGCGGCGGCAGCAGCCCAUGCCUCCGGUGCAACAGCUGCGCCUCCUCCGGUGCCCUGGCGGCGGGGGCGGGGGCUGGGGCGGGGGAUAACCUGUCCCUGCUGCUCCGCACCUCCUCGCCCGGCGGCGCCUUCCGGACCCGCACCUCCUCUCCGCUGUCGGGCUCGUCGUGCUGCUGCUGCUGCUCGUCGCGCCGGGGCAGCCAGCUCAAUGUGAGCGAGCUGACGCCGUCCAGCCAUGCCAGUGCGCUCCGGCAGCAGCCCGCUCAGCAGCCCGCGUCCGCCUCCCAGUACCACCAGUGCCACAGCCUGCAGCCCGCCGCCAGCCCCACGGGCAGCCUCGGCAGCCUGGGCUCGGGGCCGCCGCUCUCGCACCACCACCACCACCCCGCGCAUCCGGCGCACCACCAGCCUCUCCAGCCUCAGGCGCGCCGCGAGAGCAACCCCUUCACCGAAAUAGCCAUGAGCAGCUGCAGGUACAACGGGGGCGUCAUGCGGCCGCUCAGCAAUUUGAGCGCGUCCCGCCGGAACCUGCACGAGAUGGACUCGGAGGCGCAGCCCCUGCAGCCGCCCGCGGCCGUCGGAGGAGGUGGCGGCGCGUCCUCCCCGUCCGCCGCCGCCGCCGCCUCGUCCUCAGCCCCAGAGAUCGUGGUGUCCAAGCCGGAGCACAACAACUCCAACAACCUGGCGCUGUACGGAGCGGGCGGCGGCGGCAGCACUGGAGGCGGCGGCGGCGGCAGCGGCCACGGCAGCAGCAGCGGCGCUAAAUCCAGCAAAAAGAAGAACCAGAACAUCGGCUACAAGCUGGGCCACCGGCGCGCCCUGUUUGAGAAGCGCAAGCGGCUCAGCGACUACGCGCUCAUCUUCGGCAUGUUCGGCAUCGUGGUCAUGGUCAUCGAGACCGAGCUGUCGUGGGGUGCCUACGACAAGGCGUCGCUGUAUUCCUUAGCUCUGAAAUGCCUUAUCAGUCUCUCCACGAUCAUCCUGCUCGGUCUGAUCAUCGUGUACCACGCCAGGGAAAUACAGUUAUUCAUGGUGGACAAUGGAGCAGAUGACUGGAGAAUAGCCAUGACUUAUGAGCGUAUUUUCUUCAUCUGCUUGGAAAUACUGGUGUGUGCUAUUCAUCCCAUACCUGGGAAUUACACGUUCACAUGGACGGCCCGGCUUGCCUUCUCCUAUACCCCUUCCACUACCACUGCUGAUGUGGACAUUAUUUUAUCUAUACCAAUGUUCUUAAGACUCUACCUGAUUGCCAGAGUCAUGCUUUUACAUAGCAAACUGUUCACUGAUGCCUCCUCUAGAAGCAUUGGAGCACUUAAUAAGAUAAACUUCAAUACACGUUUUGUUAUGAAGACUUUAAUGACUAUAUGCCCAGGAACUGUGCUCCUGGUUUUUAGUAUCUCAUUAUGGAUAAUUGCCGCGUGGACUGUCCGAGCUUGUGAAAGGUACCAUGAUCAGCAAGAUGUUACUAGCAACUUCCUUGGAGCGAUGUGGUUGAUUUCAAUAACUUUUCUCUCCAUUGGCUAUGGUGACAUGGUACCUAACACAUACUGUGGGAAAGGAGUCUGUUUGCUCACAGGAAUUAUGGGUGCAGGUUGCACAGCCCUGGUGGUAGCUGUAGUGGCAAGAAAGCUAGAACUUACCAAAGCAGAAAAGCACGUGCACAAUUUCAUGAUGGAUACUCAGCUGACUAAAAGAGUGAAAAAUGCAGCUGCCAAUGUACUCAGGGAAACAUGGCUAAUUUACAAAAAUACAAAGCUAGUAAAAAAGAUAGAUCAUGCAAAAGUAAGAAAACAUCAGCGAAAAUUCUUACAAGCUAUUCAUCAAUUACGAAGUGUAAAAAUGGAGCAGAGGAAGCUGAAUGACCAAGCAAAUACCUUGGUGGAUCUGGCAAAGACCCAGAACAUCAUGUAUGACAUGAUUUCCGACUUAAACGAAAGGAGUGAAGACUUCGAGAAGCGGAUUGUUACCUUAGAAACAAAAUUAGAGACUUUGAUUGGUAGCAUCCACGCCCUCCCUGGGCUCAUAAGCCAGACCAUCCGACAGCAGCAGAGAGAUUUCAUUGAAGCUCAGAUGGAGAACUAUGACAAACACGUCACCUACAACGCUGAGCGGUCCCGGUCCUCAUCCAGGAGGCGACGGUCCUCCUCUACAGCGCCACCAACUUCAUCAGAGAGUAGCUAGAAGAGAAUAAGUUAACCACAAAAUAAGACUUUUUGCCAUCAUAUGGUCAAUAUUUUAGCUUUUAUUGUAAAGCCCCUAUGGUUCUAAUCAGCGUUAUCCGGGUUCUGAUGUCAGAAUCCUGGGAACCUGAACACUAAGUUUUAGGCCAAAAUGAGUGAAAACUCUUUUUUUUUUCUUUCAGAUGCACAGGGAAUGCACCUAUUAUUGCUAUAUAGAUUGUUCCUCCUGUAAUUUCACUAACUUUUUAUUCAUGCACUUCAAACAAACUUUACUACUACAUUAUAUGAUAUAUAAUAAAAAAGUUAAUUUCUGCA
This is a messenger RNA of Cavia porcellus (domestic guinea pig), 3785 nucleotides long. RefSeq names its product potassium calcium-activated channel subfamily N member 2 (gene Kcnn2). Gene Ontology annotation, cellular component: neuronal cell body; dendritic spine; plasma membrane. The record is from RefSeq and is a predicted model, not a curated record. Gene Ontology annotation, biological process: potassium ion transmembrane transport. The coding region runs from base 913 to 3471 and encodes 852 amino acids. Lineage: Eukaryota; Metazoa; Chordata; Mammalia; Rodentia; Caviidae. The transcript has 12 exons. Gene Ontology annotation, molecular function: small conductance calcium-activated potassium channel activity; calmodulin binding.